Durusdinium trenchii is the source of this 4731-nucleotide messenger RNA. The record is from the annotation of a GenBank genome assembly. NCBI's taxonomy places the organism in Eukaryota, Dinophyceae, Suessiales, Symbiodiniaceae.
AUGGUCAUACUGGCGGUGUUGAGCUGCGUUGAAUUCUUCGGUGAUGAUGCCAUCCCACCCCAGAUGUCUAUGCCCUACAACAUGGUUCGUGUCCCAGCAAAUGGUCAUUGCUUCUGGUCAUGCUUGUUUUUGGCAACGGGUGCGUCUGAGAAGCAGUUUUUGGGAUGGGCCCAAAGACCUCGAAACCAGCAGGGCUUUACUUCGGGAAACGAUGCUAAAGCUGAAGAAGCAGCUGAAUGGGCUGCAGCCGCACUCAAACUUCGUAUCCUGGUUGUGACUGGACAGGCUAACACGGAAACCAUCACACCCACACAGGUGUAUGGAUGUGGUGAACAAUCUGUGUGGCUGUUGAACAGCUUUGUUGUCGAUGGGGCAAAGCAGGGUGCCCAACACUUUGAUUUGAUCACGCAGGCAGGGGCCUCCUUGCUUUGCGAAGAUGAUGAUGCCAUCAUCGAUGCAGCCGCUGACCUACCCCCUUCUUCAGAUGAAGAACAGGUUGAUUCUGCCAUUCCCGCAUCCUCUGUGACAGCCAAAGCCGUCCCUGCACCCUCUGAGACUGUCCAGGAGCUGGCGCAGUGCAAUUUAGGUUAUGGGAAACAACGUCUGCCACCAUUGAAGAUACUGCAGCAGAAGCUCAUCAGCCGGGAAGAGGUUUAUGGGUUUGAGGAUUUCUGGUACAAGAAAGGUCGAGAGAAGCUGGCCUCAGAAAUUGAACAUUUUCUUGAAGAGCACAAGCAAGCAAGCCCAACAGCAGAGCAACCUGCAGCAGUGGUCUCCGAAGCGACAAGCCAACAAAACGGGCAGCCCAUGCCACUUCAACUGCCUGCAGCUGAAGCAGUCCCGGUGACACCAGGGCUACAAGCUGGAGCGGAGCAAGCAAAACAUGGACAGGCGGCAGAGACAAACAACAAAGAUGUAGCAGAACAGCAAGACAAACAUGGCAAAAAGGAGAAAGACCAACAGCACAAAGAGAAUGAAAAGAAAGAGACCCAGAAAGACAAGAAGGACGAAGAGAAAAAGGCAGAGAAGACAGCCACAGCAAAAGCAGCAGCAUCAGCUACAGCCCCUGCAGACUCUUCAGGCGUCGGCAGCGCAGACAAUGACAAGAAUAUCAUUGCAGACUCUAACAUAGAACAGAUGAAGAAGAAAGACAAAAAGCAAGAAAAAAAAGAGGCAAAGAAGAAAGACAAGAAGCACAAAGAGAAAGAAGAGAAAAAGGCAGAGAAGACAGACCAGAAGCAGAAAGAGGGCAAAGAAAAAAAAACACAAAGAAGGAGACACUUGGAAGAGGUCCAAGAGCGUGUCACUGUCAAGCGGCAACGUUCCGAUCGAAGCUUGGAGGAUGUCAAGGAGACUCACAUAUCCCUUGAUCUCAAGGCAAAGAAACUCACCCAAGACUUGGAAGCAUACACUGCAGUUCUUGGCAAGCUGACCUCAGCAGAUCGCCAAGAAAAAGAUCCAAGCGCAUCGUGGAGCUGCCACUUCAACGACUUGCUGCAGCAAGACCUGACAGAUGCGCCUCUACUUUUCAGUGACAGCCAGUUGCCAUACCUGGACAUGAUUGUGGAGCUAUCCAAGCACAUCAGCUGCUUGACCAAGGAAAAGAACAAGGUGGAGCAUAGUGCAGCGCGUGCGUUGAAAGUUUUCAAUGCAAAGUGCCAGUCACAUCAAAAGACAGUGAAUCGUCUGAAGCGAAAGGUGGAGAAAGUCUUCCAUGGAAAUACGGAGGAGACCCUGGAGAAGAACAAGAGACUUCAUACUGUUGAGAAAAGGAGGCGGCAACAAUAUCAUGCAUUCCGAGGGCACGCGUUGAAGAAGCACGGGAACCAAAGAAAGAACCGAAAGAGGCAAUACAAGACCAUAGACAACGGUGUUUUCACGGAGCAGCUGAGAGUACCUCGCAGAGUUGUUUCCAUUGAGCAGAAGCUCAAGGUAUUGGAUCGAUAUGAGGAAAUGCUUGCUACCAAAAAGAGUGCUGCUGAAGAUGCCCUAGAGCCUCGACCACGUGGAGCAGGACGUGAAGCGGUUCUAGCGUGGAGCAAGAAAAGGAAGCAAGCAAAGAGAAGAAUGCGAUUCGAUUCCUUGAAGAAGCUGCGGGAGGAAUUUCCAGAUAUUGUUGGGAAGGCGCAGCCUUCGAAAUGGAAAAAGGCAGCAGAAAGUGAAGCGUGGAGAGAGCUACCAGAGUUUUUUCGGGCCCGCAGUUCUGCCACGACCAACAGCUGGCGACGCAAAUUAGGUUUGCCUUUGAAAGGCAGGCCUGAAGGAGGCUGUGUCCCGCUGCAAAUUCAGCGGGAACUGGAUACCUUGAUGAUGGAAUUCAGCAGUGGGCUUUCCAGUGUCUCUGAGAGAAAGGAGCUCGUAACAGUUGAACACAUUGCAGAAACAGCUGCGUCUCUCAUCUCCGACUGGAACUCUUCACUACCAGAUCGCGCGGCCAUGGUGCAAUCCUUCAAUGAGGACUUGGAAACCAAAUACAAGAACGGAGAGAUGCAUGCAGAAGCGGUUGUGGAGGCAUAUCACCCUUUGCCUAGAGAGAUAGCUGUCCCCUCCAUGGCUUGGAUUCGGCAAUGGAAGGCCAGUUGGGGCUGGUCCAUGCUCACGAGAGGGUCAGAUGACGCCUCCUACCUGCCCUACAACCAUGUGGACAUGCAAAUGUCGCGGCAAAGAACACUAGAUCUUAUCCACAAGAAAGGGGUGCACAAGUUCUUGCUGCUGAACUUUGACCAAGUCUGGCGGAACAAUUGGAACAUGGCCAAGUUCAAGCUGGCUUUCAAAGACCGUGUCAACAUCGGCCGCAAAGGUAACAAAGCCCAGAUUGGCCCACGAGAAGACAAAAAACUUCACCACAUUCGUGGAUCGCGACAAUCGAUGACAGUUUUGACGAGCUCUUGGAGUGACGGCCGGCCCGGCCCUGUAGCAUUUUGUGUGGCUGAGGGCAAACUCCGGCCGGCCGAUAUACAGAAAUGGAAUGCAGAGCACGUCGGGUCUUCCCUCAUCAUUAGCUCACAGACGCCCACACACUUUAUGAAUGCCGAGUCAUUGAUCGUUGUAUUGGAGCAGCUGUAUUCACCGGCUUUUGAAGCUCAAAGAAAAAGGUACAACCUUUCAGCUCAUGAUCGUGGAGCUCUUUUGGCAGAUGCUUGGACUGGGACGUUCAGCCAAGCUGCCGGAAUGAAUCUCCGGAGGCACACUUGGUAUGAACGCCACAACAUUGAGCCCCCGGUUGUACAACCGGGAGGAUGGUCCACUCAUGGACAACCGGUGGACAGCAUGCACGCCGCCUACAGACAGGGCAUAAGGAAGAAGGAUUUGGCGAGCACCGGACAUUGUGCGAACCUGAGGGAGCGCGCGCGCUAUGAAACCUUGGAUUUGAAGGCUUCAGGGCAGGUUGCAGCUUCCGUGAAGCCCGUCAUAGAUAUCAUUAAAAUAUCCUAUGACGCCUGGCGCGAGCUGGAUCGGAGGGUGUUCAUUGCUGCUUGGAUGAUCACAGGGUACUUCUCGGCCGACCACUUUCCGCAGGAUACUAGUGCAGAGCAGGUGGAGCACAUGGAGCACGCCAAGACGAUCAUAGAUCCGUGUGUGUACCAUCCUUUGCCUUAUGAGCUGGCCCAUGCAGUGGUUCGAACAGUGGCAUUGCAUGGCACGGCGUUCCUGGAUGCGCAGCAAGAGUACGAGAGCUGCAAAGAGGCAGACCCAAAAGAGAAACUGGCCAAAACGAAAAAGGCCAAGGAGCAGCUCAUGGGUUUGCACUCUGCUGACCGGUUCUCAGUGCUCAAUCGCCGCACUGGGUGGGUGGCCACCAGCGAGUGGAUGACAAAGCAUAUGGUCAUUGUUGAUGGAAAGCCUCAGCCAAAGGUGAAUUCGAACACGCCUAAGUCUAAGGCGUGGAUCCUUGCGGUUCGCAUCACCAUCGUGGGCGGGAACGUGGAGCUGAAGCUGCAGCCCUCUGAAGGGAAAUCAUUCAGACGGGUGCGAUGCCUUUCCCUUGAGAAUGGUCUGGAGAAGGCCAAGCUGCACUCUCUUGCUGAAGGGUAUGCUCAUGUGCUAGACGCCGCUCCCAUUGGCGAUGCCUAUGAUGCGGGCGAGGAUGUCGAAUGCGUGGAUGAUGCGGGCUCCAUAGACAUGGAGGGUGAGGAGGCUUCGGAAGAUGAAAGUGUUCUGGGUGAUGAGGCUGGGUUAGAAGGACAAGUGAAGACGCACAUGGAGAAUCUUCAGAUGGAUCCUGCCCCAACUACGAAGGCUGGAGAAGAUACUCAAAGCAAGGUGUGGGCACCUUCGUCCUCAAACAUGAUGCAGCCAAGUGUGAUAGCUGAAGCUCCGAUAGAUCCGCUUGUUGAGGGACCUGCUGAUGGUGAAUUUAUUGAUGAAUCAAACAUGAUUCAAAUGCAUGGCCACAAGCAGCCAGGUGGGAGUAGCCAUUCGCAUACACCACCAGGGUUCUUUGAACGCGAAGCGUACGCUGACCUGGAGAAGGUAGGCCUCACAGCAUUGCCAAUGGCCGACGGGUAUGUACUUUCAUACCACAAGGUCACUCGGCAAUGGCAUGCACGGGAUCCCUCAGGGAGUAACUAUGCCCCUACAUGGGGCUUGAUUAGGAGUGAAUUAAAGGCUCUUCUGUUGGCGCUUGAUCAGCUGUGGGAUUGGUAUGUUGAAACCAAUCCAGAUGACAAGGUCGAUGCUGAAGAGCACUUGCAGAACAUCCGCAGUUAUAGCAACAGCAUUCCCUUUUGA